AUGUUUGAUACUUUAAUCUACUACGUUAUGAAUGGAGUGAUAAUCAUUUUAUCAAUGAUGGAGAUCUGUUUAGAAGUAUCAAAUAAGGUGGUAUAUAGCUACGACCUAUGGUUACAGUUUUUCAAACAUGAAAUGUACAAGAAUAUCAAUUGA
Molecule: messenger RNA, 153 nt
Organism: Hyphopichia burtonii NRRL Y-1933
Lineage: Eukaryota; Fungi; Ascomycota; Pichiomycetes; Serinales; Debaryomycetaceae
Exons: 1
Coding region: 1-153 (50 amino acids)
Source: RefSeq, a predicted model, not a curated record